Brettanomyces bruxellensis is the source of this 1104-nucleotide messenger RNA. RefSeq lists its product as uncharacterized. Gene Ontology annotation, molecular function: actin filament binding. The record is from RefSeq and is a predicted model, not a curated record. The transcript has a single exon. The coding region runs from base 1 to 1104 and encodes 367 amino acids. Gene Ontology annotation, biological process: Arp2/3 complex-mediated actin nucleation. Lineage: Eukaryota; Fungi; Ascomycota; Pichiomycetes; Pichiales; Pichiaceae. Gene Ontology annotation, cellular component: Arp2/3 protein complex; actin cytoskeleton.
AUGUCACAACCAAUCGAACUCAAUUUAUCAAAAGUCCCAAUUUAUGAUCACUGCUUCUUCCCUGACAGGAGUCGUGUGGUUAUUACAAAUGGACCUGACGCACAAAUAUUUGACUUAACUGAUUCGUCGGGUAAGCCUCGCUUGGUUACGACAUUACACCACCAUGAUAAGACUGUUACUGCUUUAGAUGUCUCGAUUGAUGGUAAAAUUGUUACCUGCUCUCAAGAUAGAAAUGCUGUGGUCUGGUCUCCAAAUGCGGACGGCACAUAUAGCAGACCAACCUUGGUUUUAUUGAGAAUUAAUAGGGCUGCCACUUGUGUUAAAUGGUCGCCAAAUGGAAAGAAAUUUGCGGUUGGUUCUUCCGCACGGGUCAUUUCUGUUUGUUACUUUGAAGAGGAAAAUGACUGGUGGAUUUCGAAGCACAUUAAACGUCCAUUGAAAUCCACGAUUCUAUCUUUAGAUUGGCAUCCAAACAACGUUCUUCUUGCAUGUAGUUCUACUGAUACGCAUGUCAGAGUUUUUUCUGCGUAUAUCAAGGGAAUUGAUUCAAAGCCGGCUCCAUCCGUUUGGGGUGAAAGACUACCAUUCAAGACACUUUGUUUGGAUUACAGCCUUGGUUCCUGGGUUCAUGAUGUCAAGUUUGACCCUACUGCCGAAUUUUUGGGCUGUGUUACACAUGAUGGUUGUGUAAGUAUUGUUUAUCCCGGGGCAGAAGAACUUGAAGUUUCAAAUGUCAUCAAAGUUAAAACGCCAUCGCUCCCAUUUGAUACUUUGAUCUUUGCUACACCAAGUAAAAUUAUUGCCGCAGGAUACGACUGUCAUCCUGUGGCAAUUGAAGGAGAUGCCGAAACAGGUUGGAACAUUUCUUAUUCCAUUGAUGAUCCAACCAAGAAGAAGCAUAAUAAUCUAGAGAACCAAUCAGCAUUGGACAUGUUCAGGCGUAUGGAUUUGAAAGGUUCGGAUUCAUCUGCCUCUUCAAAAUUGCUUACAGUUCAUCAAAAUACUAUCAACGUCAUUAGACCAUUCCAAAGUGAUGCCAGUGGAAACGUCUUGAGAUUUAGUACUUGCGGUAAUGAUGGUAAAGUUGUAAUCUUUGAAGUUUGA